GCUUCCCCUUCCAGUGCACUUUCCUUCUAGGGUUUGUAGCCGAGCAACUUUGAGCUUGAGCUUUACAGUGAAGCUCAAUCUCUCACCGUAUCUGAUUCUCCUGCUUCGUUUGAAUAAUCUCAACAAUCGUAUCUCACUUCAUCACAAGCAUCUUACAUUGUCGUUCUAACUCUUCUUUUUUGAGUUGCUGUUCAGAAUUUAUCUGAUUAGUCAUCAAGGUUAUACAAUUCAAUGGCAUUGGGAGAUUUGACGAUUUCUCAGUUAUCAGCUGUUGCGGAGGAGUCUGCGGAUCAUGAAGAUGGCGAUAGGAACAAUGAUGGUAGCUUUGAUGUUGUUGCUGCUGAAAAUGAGAUGACGAUGACGACGACAGAGACAAGUAUGGCUUAUGUACCGCAAUUUGUAUGGUUUCGUGAGCUUCGUCAUGAUGAGUUUGAGGCGUAUGUUCCUACUGCACCGGCUAAUACUGGUUUGGUCUCUAAGUGGCGGAUUAAGGACCGGAUGAAGACGGGAUGUGUUGCCCUUGUUUUGUGUUUGAACAUUAGCGUUCCUCCACCAGAUGUAAUAAGGGUAUCUCCUUGUGCUCAGAUGCAGUGUUGGAUUGAUCCACAUUCUAUGCCACCUCAAAGAGCCCUUGAAACAAUUGGGAGAACGUUGCUCGAACAAUAUGAGAGGUGGCAACCUAAGGCACGCUACAAGAUCUCCUUGGAUCCUACUAUCGAUGAAGUUAAGAAACUUUGCACAACAUGUCGAAACUAUGCCAAGUCAGAGCGAGUUCUUUUCCAUUACAAUGGAUAUGGUGUAACCAAACCAUCAGUCAAUAAUGAAAUUUGGCUAUUUAAUAAGAGUUAUACGCAGUAUAUCCCAUUGCGGAUCAGUGACCUGGACUCUUGGUUGAAGACACCUUCAAUCUAUGUGUUUGACUGCUCAGCUGCUGGGGUGAUCGUUAAUGCCUUUAUAGAGCUCCAAAACUUGGCUGCCUCUAAUUCCUCUGGACCUUCUACAAGAGAUUGUAUUCUGCUCGCUGCCUGUGAAGCACAUGAGACGCUUCCUCAGAGUGCUGAGUAUCCUGCUGACAUUUUCACUUCCUGCCUCACAACGCCAAUCAAAAUGGCAUUGAGAUGGUUUUGCACGCGGUCAUUAUUUUGUGAGUCAUUUGAUUAUUCUCUGAUAGAUAGAAUUCCUGGCCGCCAAACAGAUCGAAAGACACCUCUUGGUGAAUUGAAUUGGAUUUUCACUGCAGUAACUGAUACAAUUGCCUGGAAUGUUCUACCACACGAUCUAUUUCAGAGAUUGUUCAGGCAAGACCUAUUAGUUGCUAGUUUGUUCAGAAAUUUUUUACUUGCUGAAAGAAUCAUGCGCUCUGCAAAUUGUUCACCAAUUUCAUACCCAAUGCUACCACCUACUCAUCAGCAUCACAUGUGGGAUGCUUGGGACAUGGCAGCAGAAAUCUGCCUUUUGCAGCUUCCAACUUUGCUUGCUGAUCCAAGUGUUGAAUUUCAGCCUAGCUCAUUCUUCACCGACCAAUUGACAGCUUUUGAGCUAUGGCUUGACUAUGGAUCAGAGAAUAAAAAGCCACCAGUGCAGUUGCCCGUUGUGCUACAGGUGUUACUUAGUCAAUCCCACCGGUUUCGAGCACUGGUUCUUCUCGGAAGAUUUCUUGAUAUGGGACCUUGGGCUGUAGAUCUGGCCUUGUCUGUUGGAAUAUUUCCUUGUGUUCUAAAGCUUUUGCAAACCACAACUCCGGAGCUUAGGCAAAUUCUUGUCUUCAUUUGGACGAAGAUCCUUGCCUUUGAUAAGUCUUGCCAGGUUGACCUUGUUAAGGAUGGUGGACAUGCAUAUUUCAUUAGAUUUCUCGACAGCGUUGAGGCUUAUCCAGAGCAAAGGGCAAUGGCUGCAUUUGUCUUGGCAGUAAUUGCUGAUGGUCACAGACGGGGUCAGGAGGCGUGUAUUGAAGUGGGCCUUAUUAAUGUCUGCUUGAAGCAUCUUCAGGGAUCAACCUAUAAUGAUAUCCAAACUGAACCAUUGUUUCUUCAAUGGCUGUGCCUUUGUCUGGGAAAGCUCUGGGAGGAUUUCACAGAGGCGCAAGUACUAGGUUUGCAGGCAGAUGCACCAGCAAUAUUUGUGCCUCUACUUUCUCAAUCGCAGCCUGAGGUACGAGCUGCAUCUAUAUUUGCACUAGGUACUUUACUUGAUGUUGGGUUUGAUACAUCUAAGGAUGACAUUGGAGAGAAUGAAGACUACAACAAUGAGGAAAAGAUUGGGGCAGAAGUCAUAAUGAAGAGCCUUUUAAGUGUUGUAUCUGAUGCAAGCCCUUUGGUACGAGCUGAGGUUGCUGUUGCCUUGGCACGUUUUGCCUUUGGGCAUAAGGUGCACCUGAAGUCGGUUGUAGCUGCAUAUUUGAAGAGUCAAUCUAAUUCCAUGCCCACUUCCUUGCCUUCUUCUAUGGUCAAGAGUUCAGGUAGUGGCUAUACGACGCCAACUUAUUAUGUUCCACAUGGAAGUGUAGUUCCAUCUCCUAAUGCUCCUUUAUGGAGAGUGGGAGGUGACAGUCCGUCUAUCUCUCACGAUGGUAGGGUCUCGACUAGCAGCCCUGUUGCAACACCUGGCUUCAUGCAUGGAUCUCCUUUGUCUGAUGGUUCUUCUCAUCAUUCUGAUUCUGGAAGACUGGGUGAUGCUGCUAGCGAUGGUGUUGUUAAUCAUAUAAGACCCAGACCACUUGACAAUUCACUCUAUACUAAGUCUGUGCAGGCCAUGUGUGCCCUGGCAAAGGAUCCAUCACCUCGUGUUGCAGGUCUUGGCUGUAGAGUGCUUUCAAUUAUUGGGAUUGACCAAGUGUUCGCCAAGUCAACUGUUGAAUCCACAACAUCUCCUGGCCCUAGAUCUGCUCGAUUGAAUCGAUCAUCUUCUUGGUUUGACAUGAGUGGAGGUAGGCGUUUACCUGUGCCUUUUAGGACUCCUCCUGUCAGUCCCCCCCAGUCCAGUUUCUUAACGGGAUUGCGAAGAGUUUAUUCUUUAGACUUCAGGCAUCACCCAAUGAACACUCAAGACUCAGCGUUAGCUGAUCCCCUCUUGGGUUCUGGUGGAUCUUCUAGAGCUUCAGAACGCAGUUCUAUUCCACACUCAACCAUUUAUAAUUGGAGCUGUGGCCGUUUCUCAAAGCCACUUCUUACUGCAGCUGAUGAUAAUGAAGAGAUCAUUUCUAGGAGAGAAGAGAAGGAGAAGUUAGCUCUUGACCUCAUCACCAAAUGCCAGCACUGUUCGGUGAACAGACUGCAUAAUCAAAUUGCCAGUUGGGAUACAAAGUUUGAGAGUGGUACCAGAACUGCUUUGCUGCAUCCCUUCUCACCAUUUGUGAUUGCUUCAGAUGAGAGUGAACGGAUCAGGGUCUGGAAUUACAAGGAGUCUACCCUUCUGAACAGCUUCGACAACCAUGGUUACCCUGAUAAAGGAAUUUCAAAGAUUUGCCUCGUGAAUGAGCUUGAUGAGAGUUUGCUCCUUGUUGCUUCAAGCGAUGGCAACAUACGGAUUUGGAAAGAAUAUACUGCAAGAGGUCAACAGAAACUAGUUUCUGCAUUCUCUUCAAUUCAAGGUCUCAGACCAGGUUCUCGCCGUGUGAAUGCUGUUGUGGAUUGGCAACAGCAAUCUGGAUACCUGUUUGCAUCAGGUAAGAUUUCUUCUAUCAUGGCUUGGGAUCUUGACAAAGAGCAGCUUGUAAAUACUUCUCCGAUAUACUCGGAUUGCAGCAUCUCAGCAUUAUCUGCUUCUGAAGUUCACGUGGGUCAAUUUGGUGCAGGAUUCGUGGAUGGAUCUGUCAAAUUAUUUGAUAUUCGAAUGCCAGAAAUGCCUGUUUGUUCAACACGACCUCAUCCCAAAGUUGAAAGAGUUGUUGGGGUUUGCUUUCAACCUGGACUUCAACCAGCAAAGGUUGUCAGUGCAUCUCAGGCUGGUGAUAUUCAGUUCCUCGAUAUGAGAAAUCUCAAGGAGGCUUACUUGACCAUUGAUGCUCACAGGGGAUCACUUACAUCUCUGGCGGUACAUCGUCAUGCACCCCUUAUAGCAAGUGGUUCAUCAAAGCAACUUAUCAAAGUGUUCAACCUGGAGGGUCAGCAGUUAGGCACCAUUAGAUAUUUGUCCACCUUCAUGGCUCAGAAGAUAGGAUCUGUAAGAUGUCUUACCUUCCAUCCCUAUCAAGUGCUGCUUGCUGCUGGUGCAACAGAUGCUUGUGUUUCUAUCUAUGCUGAUGAAAUUUCCCCACCAACAUAACAACUUCAUAGCUUCGUCACAAAUUCUCAGAUUGAGAAACAAGAUUUUUGGGACUUGGGUGUGUUCCUUUGAGAUGGUCAGUGGCGGAU
Solanum stenotomum is the source of this 4352-nucleotide messenger RNA. RefSeq names its product regulatory-associated protein of TOR 1-like. The transcript is spliced from 23 exons. Gene Ontology annotation, molecular function: protein-macromolecule adaptor activity; protein binding. Bases 232 to 4263 code for a protein of 1343 amino acids. The record is from RefSeq and is a predicted model, not a curated record. Gene Ontology annotation, cellular component: TORC1 complex; cytoplasm. Gene Ontology annotation, biological process: positive regulation of cell growth; cellular response to amino acid stimulus; regulation of autophagy. Lineage: Eukaryota; Viridiplantae; Streptophyta; Magnoliopsida; Solanales; Solanaceae.